GCCAGCACUAAAGAUGGAGAGGCGCCGGGGCCUCGCAGGGGAGGGGGCUCGGCGUUGACGUGGGACGCGGCGGAGGCGCCGCAGCCGGUGGUGAUUUGCUAACCUCGCAGCAGAGAGGAGUUGAGGGCGAUGAGAGCGGGUACUGCGAACUGCCGGGCGAUGCCGCCGCUGCCGCCGUGAUACCGAGAGCAACAGUUCCCAGCAACACCCCUCCCCGACACAGGCACACACCCCCAAGAGGCACGCACACCCACCCCCAGCGCCCGGCUUGGCAGCGUCCUCUCAGUUGGCCCAGGACACCCACCCAGCCCCGCCACGCAGAGCCAGGAAGGAAAGAGAGCCUCAUGCCUAAGCCGAGGGGAGCACCAUGGAUCUGACAAAGAUGGGCAUGAUCCAGCUGCAGAACCCCAGCCACCCCACGGGGCUCCUGUGCAAGGCCAACCAGAUGCGGCUGGCCGGGACGCUGUGCGAUGUGGUCAUCAUGGUGGACAGCCAGGAGUUCCAUGCCCACCGGACCGUGCUGGCCUGCACCAGCAAGAUGUUUGAGAUCCUCUUCCACCGCAACAGCCAGCACUAUACUCUGGACUUCCUCUCGCCAAAGACCUUCCAGCAGAUUCUGGAGUAUGCAUACACGGCCACGCUGCAAGCCAAGGCGGAGGACCUGGAUGACCUGCUCUAUGCAGCUGAGAUCUUAGAGAUAGAGUACCUGGAGGAGCAGUGCCUGAAGAUCCUGGAGACCAUCCAGGCCUCAGAUGACAACGACACGGAGGCCACCAUGGCAGAUGGCGCGGCCGAGGAGGAAGAGGACCGCAAAGCUCGGUGCCUCAAGAACAUCUUCAUCUCGAAGCAUUCCAGCGAGGAGAGUGGGUAUACCAGUGUGGCUGCACAGAGCCUCCCUGGACCCAUGGUGGACCAGAGCCCUUCCGUCUCCACCUCAUUCGGUCACUCGGCCAUGAGUCCCACCAAGGCUGCGGUGGACAGUUUGAUGACCAUAGGACAGUCUCUCCUCCAGGGAACUCUUCAGCCUCCUGCGGGGCCUGAGGAGCCCACUCUGGCUGGAGGCGGGAGGCACGCUGGGGUGGCGGAGGUGAAGACGGAGAUGAUGCAGGUGGACGAGGUGCCCAGCCAGGACAGCCCUGGGGCCACCGAGUCCAGCAUGGCAGGCGCUGUGGGGGACAAAGUUGAGGAGAGGGGCAAAGAGGGGCCCGGGACCCCGACUCGGAGCAGCGUCAUCACUAGUGCUCGGGAGCUGCAUUACGGGCGUGAGGAGAGCGCGGAGCAGCUGCCGCCUCCAGCCGAGGCUGGCCAGGGCCCCCCGGGCCGACCCGAGCACCCUGCGCCCCCAGCUGAGAAACACCUGGGCAUCUACUCUGUGUUGCCCAACCACAAGGCUGACGCCGUGUUGAGCAUGCCAUCUUCUGUGACUUCGGGCCUCCACGUGCAGCCUGCCCUGGCCGUGUCCAUGGACUUCAGCACCUAUGGGGGGCUGCUGCCCCAGGGCUUCAUCCAGAGGGAGCUGUUCAACAAGCUGGGGGAGCUGGCUGUGGGCAUGAAGUCCGAGAGCCGGACCAUCGGGGAGCAGUGCAGCGUGUGUGGGGUGGAGCUUCCCGACAACGAGGCCGUGGAGCAGCACAGGAAGCUGCACAGUGGCAUGAAGACGUACGGGUGUGAGCUCUGCGGAAAGCGGUUCCUGGAUAGUUUGCGACUGAGAAUGCACUUACUGGCUCAUUCAGCGGGUGCCAAAGCCUUUGUUUGUGACCAGUGUGGAGCCCAGUUUUCGAAGGAGGAUGCCCUGGAGACACACAGGCAGACCCAUACUGGCACGGACAUGGCCGUCUUCUGUCUGCUGUGCGGGAAGCGUUUCCAGGCGCAGAGCGCGCUCCAGCAGCACAUGGAGGUCCACGCCGGCGUGCGCAGCUACAUCUGCAGCGAGUGCAACCGCACCUUCCCCAGCCACACCGCCCUCAAACGCCACCUGCGCUCACACACAGGUAAGCCCGUCCAGGGGAUGGCGGGGCCCGCCUCUGACAUCAUGUCUGGAUUUACCUCCGAAAACAUAAAGGGGAGGUGUCAGGCUGAGUCGGCCCUCGGCCCUUCUUUGCUCAAGGUGGGCAUGGAGGGGCUUCCGUUGUGCAGUAGAGGGACCGACGUCCCCAGCAAGCGUGAGGGGGACACGAGCUUCCCCGGGGAGGCCCUCACGGCCCUGUUGCUCUGUCCUGGCUCUCUCCCGCCCUCCCCCACAGGCGAGAAGCCCUUUGAGUGCAAACUGUGCCACCAGCGCUCCCGGGACUACUCGGCCAUGAUCAAGCACCUGCGAACGCACAACGGGGCCUCGCCCUACCAGUGCACCAUCUGCACGGAGUACUGCCCCAGCCUGUCCUCCAUGCAGAAGCACAUGAAGGGCCACAAGCCCGAGGAGAUCCCGCCCGACUGGAGGAUAGAGAAGACCUACCUCUACCUGUGCUACGUGUGAGGCGGGCCGCGGCCGUGGCGGGGAGCCGGCAGCCGGGAGAGAGGCGUUUCUGCGGGGUGAAGUCGGCGAAGGACUGGGCGAAAAAAGAGAAAUAGAAAAAAAAAAAAAAAAAGGAAAGAAAAGAAAAGAAAAAAGAAAAA
This is a messenger RNA of Ailuropoda melanoleuca (giant panda), 2613 nucleotides long. It is a transcript of the gene ZBTB16, whose product is annotated as zinc finger and BTB domain containing 16. Gene Ontology annotation, biological process: regulation of transcription by RNA polymerase II. Gene Ontology annotation, cellular component: nucleus. Gene Ontology annotation, molecular function: protein binding; DNA-binding transcription factor activity, RNA polymerase II-specific. The transcript is spliced from 6 exons. The coding region runs from base 368 to 2473 and encodes 701 amino acids. The record is from RefSeq and is a predicted model, not a curated record. Lineage: Eukaryota; Metazoa; Chordata; Mammalia; Carnivora; Ursidae.